UGAUUCUAAGCCGGUGUGAUUUUUGUUUGUUUUUUUUUUGUUUACCGAAUACUUUUGAAAUAUUGUAAAACCAGUAAAAAGAAAACCCAAUAGUGAAUAGUGAAGGAUUCCAGAAAAAUGUCACAUUUAACUGGCACCCGCGUUAGCACCUUCAAUGAGUCCUUCCUCAACGAAAAUGAGCAUGACUCUAAUGCGGUGCUCAUGGAGCUGGAUAAAGGCCUACGGAGCGCCAAACAGGGUAUUCAGUGUGAGGCAAUUGUACGCUUCCCACGCCUCUUCGAGAAGUACCCAUUUCCGAUUCUAAUCAACUCAUCAUUCAUCAAGUUGGCCGAGUUUUUUGUCAGCGGUUCGAAUCUGCUGCGCUUCUGGGUGCUCCGUGUGUGCCAGCAAAGCGAGAAUCAUUUGGACAAGAUUCUCAACAUUGAUAACUUUGUGCGACGCAUCUUUAUGGUGAUGCACUCGAAUGAUCCGGUGGCACGUGCACUGCUUCUACGCACCCUGGGCGCCGUGUCUCGCGUUAUACCCGAAAAGCAACAGGUUCAUCAUGCCAUUCGCCGAGCCCUGGAUAGCCACGAUACGGUCGAAGUGGAAGCGGCCAUCUAUGCCAGCAGUUGCUUUGCCGCCCAGUCGAGCUCCUUUGCCAUUAGUAUGUGUGCCAAGAUCUCGGAUAUGAUUGAGUCGCUUCAAGUACCGGUGCCCAUGAAGCUACUGCUGAUUCCUGUGUUGCGGCACAUGCACCACAAUGCCAAUACGGCGGCACUGGUAAGCAAGCUGUGUCUGGAUCUGCUGCCAAAAUAUCCGGCCCAGAGUUUUGUGGUUGCCAUCAUUGAUACACUCACACAAUUGUCAGCUCGCACUCUGGUGGGUGUACCUAGCCAACUGGAUGUGCUUCUCAAUUUUAUGCAAGAUCUGCGGACACCAGUGCGCAUCCAGGUGCUUCGUUCGUUUAACGAGUUGGCCGGCAAACAGAGUGUCCACGCCUGGCCCAAGCCGGCUAUUGGAGAGCUAAUUGUCAAAUUCGAUGCCUGCACCAAUGCCCAGGAACAGUUUCUGUUUCUCUCCAUACUGCUGAAGCUUAGCGAGUGUCCACUCACAUGCCAGCAAUUACUCAGAGAGCAUCGUGCUGCCUUGUUGCGAGUGUGUCUGGAGUGUAUAAGCAAGUUGGAUGAUUAUACGACCGCCACACAGGCCAUGGCUGUGCUAUCGGCCCUGGCGGCCUUCGGCUUGAAGCGUCGUGAUAGUCAAAUCAAUGUGGACGAUAUUCUGCACAUGGUAAAUUUGCAUAUGGAAGGUCUGCUAUUGUGCACGGCCCGACGAGCAGAAUGCACCCGUGACCUGAGACGAGUGCUGGCGUAUGGAAUUAGAAUAACACAAGCCAAUGCGGAAUUCGGAUCAGAUUUCAUUGAGAUGGUGACCAAUACACUGGGUGAUAAUGUCCAAUAUCCGCCAGCCAAUUCGGAACUUAUUUGCGAGGCUCUCGUUGGACUCUGUGAGCAUUUCCAGUUGCGUAAAUAUGCCUUCGCCACAUCGGAGGGAUUGAAUGUACCAGAAGCUAUGGACACAGAUGAGCCUGCGCCGCCCAAAGUUAAUCCUAUGCUCUCGCGCCUGCCAUUGAUUCUCUGCAAGCUGAACAAACUGAUCGAUAUGGAAACGGCCGGAGAGCAACAAUUACGUACUGUGGAGAUUCUCAGUGCCCUGGUCCUGCAGAGCACUAUGGGUUGCUAUCUGCCCCAAAAGGUGGUGAAUUGCUUUGAAAAGUGCCUGGGACGUCUCAAUUGCUGGACCUUGUACAGGAUUGCACGAACUGCAAGUCGCUAUGGCCACCACUAUGUGGCUGCCCAUAUCUAUACAAAGAUCUCACAGAUGGUGAUCAGCGAUCACAUGCACUACUUCCUUGUGGCUCUGUCGCAAAUAUCUCAGGCCGAAUGUGUACUCAAUUAUGGCCUGGAGUAUAAUCACAUGAGGGAUAACUAUGCUCCUAAGGAGGCGCCACAGCCUUUGAUUCCACUGAUGCGGCGAUUGGAGGCGGCAAGUAAUCUUUACCAGCAGGCAUUGGCCAGCAUGCGGGCGUGCUCAUCGCCCCAGCACCCUUGCACAUUCCAGUUGGAAUUUCUCAAGAUUAGAGCGCAAUAUCUGCAGACGCUUCAUUUGGCUGUGACCGUGAAAAAUGCCCAAGUCAUUGUGCCACCGCCGGCCAUUGCUGGCAGUCUGGCUCAGAAUUCUCGGGAUUAUUUACAAAAGUUCGGACAUGUGACCAAUCAGCUCCGAAAGCUGGUCAAGGCCGUGAAAGCCUGCGAAGAAACGUAUGCUCGCCUGUAUAGGUCAUCCUUUGACGCUGAUAACGUCACGUUGGAAUUCCUUGAGGUUUCCGAGUUCCAGUGUGCUUUCUUUGCUCACAUAAUUGAGUCGAUUUGCUAUGCCACGCCCCCAGAACCGCCUGUCUUUCUUACCACUGGCAAUCACCCGGAGACACGAUAUUUUGCUGCCAGUUGCCAGCGCAUGGAGCAAAUGCAAAAGAAUCUACCCCAAGAGAUGCCCAAAACAAUUAGCAAUCGCCAUCUAGAAGUGAUAAUUGCCCAAAUUGAGAUAAUCACCAAGACGCCAUUAUGUCUACCACGCUAUUUCUUCCAAAUCCUACAAUCAACACAAAUCAAACUAUCGGUUAGUCCACAGCCACGCAGUUCCACUGAGCCGGUCAAUGUGCAGUCGGGCAGCAAUUUGGUUAUUAAAGUGGAGGGCGUUCUUCAGCACUUUAGCAAGCAACAGAAGCAUUUCCGUCGCGUUGACACUGUCCAACUAAGCCUCACGUCGCAGCUAAUUACGCCUCCGCCGCGCUCAACUACAGCAGACAUGAAGCCACCGACCAGCGAUACCGUCACCCUUAAUCAGAUAGUUAAGCCACAGCGUGAUUUUCUAUCGGGCAGUUUUCUGCUGCCCAUUUCUAGUGGCGGACACUUCCAAGUCACUUUGGAGACGUUCGUAAUCGAUGAGCAUGGCAUUACGUGGUGCACUGGUCCCAAAUCUUCAAUGAUGGUGCGUGUCCUAGAGGAUCCAACAAAACCAGCGACAACAGCGCCAAGUACUUCUCAGGCUGUUGGCCAAGCACGCCGCUUUUAAAAAAAAAGAAACUUUUGUUUUUUUAUACUUAACAAAAUAAAGUAAGAGCUUAAACGAUAACAAGAUAAA
Drosophila willistoni is the source of this 3186-nucleotide messenger RNA. RefSeq names its product integrator complex subunit 7 (gene INTS7). Bases 118 to 3117 code for a protein of 999 amino acids. The record is from RefSeq and is a predicted model, not a curated record. Gene Ontology annotation, cellular component: integrator complex. NCBI's taxonomy places the organism in Eukaryota, Metazoa, Arthropoda, Insecta, Diptera, Drosophilidae. Gene Ontology annotation, biological process: snRNA 3'-end processing. The transcript has a single exon.